Micropterus salmoides (largemouth bass) is the source of this 5523-nucleotide messenger RNA. RefSeq names its product oxoglutarate dehydrogenase a (gene ogdha). The record is from RefSeq and is a predicted model, not a curated record. Gene Ontology annotation, biological process: tricarboxylic acid cycle. Gene Ontology annotation, molecular function: oxoglutarate dehydrogenase (succinyl-transferring) activity; thiamine pyrophosphate binding. Lineage: Eukaryota; Metazoa; Chordata; Actinopteri; Centrarchiformes; Centrarchidae. Gene Ontology annotation, cellular component: oxoglutarate dehydrogenase complex; mitochondrion.
UUGACGUCACUGCCGCAUCACGCAGAGGGCCUCGCUCCCGUGCUCCGCGCCCCCCUCGAGGAGCUGUCAUCAUUUUACCGGGAGAGAGGCGAAGGGCAUCCGGGAGACCGGCCGAGAGGGGAGCCGCUGAAACCCGUUUCUCGAGUGGACUAACGCACCACCAGUGGACGCUUCAUUCAUCCCUCUCUCUCGCCGUCUGGGACUGAGCCGGGUGGACUACGUUUUUAUCCCGUCUUCGUUCUGAGGUUGAGGACGUCCGGCCCGUCGGACUGACCACCACCACCGUGUGCGUGCGAUACUUUAAGGACUGCUCAUGCAUCGUUUAAGGACUUGUGCGGCGCGAUUGCGUCCGCUCACCGCCUCGCAGGCGGCUCAGACUGUCGGCCAGCAGCGGCCAAUCACAGUCGCCUCCGCAGGCGGCACAAGGACGUUUCAGCCAGUCAGGUGCUACACGGCGCCUGUGGCCUCGGAGCCGUUCCUAAACGGGACGAGCUCCAACUACGUGGAGGAGAUGUACUAUGCCUGGCUGGAGAACCCCAAGAGUGUUCACAAGUCGUGGGAUGUAUUUUUCAGGAACGCCAACGCCGGCGCUCCCCCCGGCGCCGCCUACCAGUCCCCUCUGGGUCUGUCUUCAGCUCCUCAGCUCUCCUCUCUGGUCGGAGCUCAGCCCAACGUGGAGAAGCUGGUGGAGGAUCACCUGGCCGUCCAGUCGCUCAUCAGGGCCUACCAGAUCCGAGGGCACCAUGUGGCCCAGUUGGACCCUCUCGGCAUCAUGGACGCCGAUCUGGACUCGUGUGUCCCCACUGACAUAAUCACCUCCUCCGACAAGCUGGGCUUCUACGGUCUGGAUGAGUCGGACCUGGACAAGGUGUUCCGGCUGCCCACCACAACCUUCAUCGGAGGCUCGGAGAGCGCCCUGCCGCUGAAAGAGAUCAUACGGCGUCUGGAGAUGGCGUACUGUCAGCACAUCGGCGUGGAGUUCAUGUUCAUCAACGACCUGGAGCAGUGUCAGUGGAUCAGGGAGAAGUUUGAGACCCCGGGAGUGAUGCAGUUCACUCUGGAGGAGAAGAGGACGCUGCUGGCCCGUAUGGUCCGCUCCACCAGGUUUGAGGAGUUCCUGCAGAAGAAAUGGUCUGCAGAAAAACGUUUUGGUCUGGAGGGCUGUGAGUCUCUGAUCCCCGCUCUGAAAACCAUCAUCGAUAAAUCCUCUGAGAACGGAGUGGAGAACGUCAUCAUGGGCAUGCCUCACAGGGGUCGUCUGAAUGUUUUGGCCAACGUGAUCCGUAAAGAGCUGGAACAGAUUUUCUGUCAGUUUGACUCCAAGCUGGAAUCUGCUGAUGAGGGCUCCGGAGAUGUGAAGUAUCAUCUGGGAAUGUACCAUCGCCGUAUCAACCGUGUGACGGACAGGAACAUCACCCUGUCUCUGGUGGCGAACCCGUCUCACCUGGAGGCCGUGGACCCCGUGGUGCAGGGGAAGACCAAGGCCGAGCAGUUCUACUGCGGCGACACCAACGGCAACAGGGUGAUGUCCAUCCUGCUCCACGGAGACGCAGCGUUCGCAGGACAGGGCAUCGUGUACGAAACCUUCCACCUGUCUGACCUGCCGUCCUACACCACGCACGGCACCGUGCACGUGGUCGUCAACAACCAGAUCGGGUUCACCACAGACCCCCGUAUGGCGCGCUCCUCUCCGUAUCCGACCGACGUGGCCCGAGUCGUCAACGCUCCCAUCUUCCACGUCAACGCCGACGACCCCGAGGCCGUCAUCUACGUCUGCAAGGUGGCCGCCGAGUGGAGGGCCACGUUCCACAAAGACGUGGUGGUCGACCUGGUGUGUUACCGCCGCAUGGGUCACAACGAGAUGGACGAGCCGAUGUUCACGCAGCCGCUGAUGUACAAACAGAUCAAGAAGCAGAAGCCCGUCCUGCAGAAGUACGCCGAGAAACUGAUCGGAGAGGGAGCGGUCAGCAGGCAGGAGUACGAGGAGGAAAUUGCCAAAUAUGAUAAGAUCUGUGAGGAGGCGCACGCUCGCUCUAAAGAUGAGAAGAUCCUCCACAUCAAGCACUGGCUGGACUCCCCCUGGCCUGGUUUUUUCACUCUGGACGGACAGCCAAAGUCCAUGAGCUGCCCCUCUACCGGUCUGACAGAAGAAAACCUGAACCACAUCGGCCAGGUGGCCUCGUCCGUCCCCGUGGAGGACUUCACCAUCCACGGAGGUCUGAGUCGUAUCCUGAAGGGCCGGGCCGAGAUGAUUCGGAACCGGACGGUGGACUGGGCUCUGGGAGAGUACAUGGCCUUCGGAUCGCUGCUGCAGGAGGGGAUCCACAUCAGGCUGUCGGGACAGGACGUGGAGCGAGGGACCUUCAGCCACCGUCAUCACGUGCUCCACGACCAGAACGUGGACAAGAGGACCUGUAUCCCCAUGAACCACCUCUCCCCUGACCAGGCGCCGUACACCGUCUGCAACAGCUCGCUGUCCGAGUACGGAGUCCUGGGCUUUGAGCUGGGAUUCGCGAUGGCGAGUCCCAACGCUCUGAUCCUGUGGGAGGCCCAGUUUGGAGACUUCCACAACACGGCCCAGUGCAUCAUCGACCAGUUCAUCUGCCCCGGUCAGGCCAAGUGGGUCCGACAGAACGGCAUCGUGCUGCUGCUGCCGCACGGCAUGGAGGGCAUGGGUCCAGAACAUUCGUCAGCUCGUCCAGAGAGAUUCCUCCAGAUGUGCAACGACGACCCCGACGUCAUGCCGACCCUCACAGAGGACUUUGCUGUGCGUCAGCUGUACGACUGUAACUGGAUCGUGGUGAACUGUUCAUCUCCUGGAAACUACUUCCACGUCCUCAGACGGCAGAUUCUCCUCCCGUUCAGGAAGCCUCUGAUUGUCUUCACUCCUAAAUCUCUGCUGCGUCACCCGGAGGCCAGAUCCAGCUUUGACAUGAUGCUGCCUGGAACUCACUUCCAGAGGUUGAUCCCGGAGGACGGCGUGGCGGCGGAGCGUCCGGAGGAGGUGAAGCGGCUGAUCUUCUGCACGGGGAAGGUUUACUACGAGCUGACCAAAGAGAGGAAGAGCAGAGGCAUGGAGGGAACUGUGGCCAUCGCUCGCAUGGAGCAGUUGUCUCCGUUCCCGUUCGACCUGGUGAAGGCCGAGUCGGAGCGUUUCUGUAACGCCGACCUGGUUUGGUGUCAGGAGGAGCACAAGAACCAGGGUUACUACGACUACGUGAAGCCUCGCAUCAGGACCACCACCCAGAGAGCCAAGCCCGUCUGGUACGCUGGCAGAGAACCGGCAGCGGCUCCGGCGACAGGAAACAAGAACACUCACCUGAUGGAGCUGCGGCGUUUCCUGGACACCGCCUUCGGCCUGGACGCGUUCAAAGAUCGGCAGUAGACCUCUGAGCUGCAGCACCUGGAGUAAACCCUCACCUGCCCGACCUUUGACCCCCGACCCUCCUGGAUUCAGUUGUGACACUCAAACUGCUUCAUGGACACAAACACACACACACACAGUUAUACUGCAUACUGUAGUCUGAAAAUACUACACAUAGUCUGCAAAUAUUGUGUACUACACAAGUACUGCAUACGACAUAGUACUACUAAGUUUACAGCCUGUAUUUAUUUAAAAACAGCAGCGUUUAAACAGCUUUUCACCCAAAAAAUAAAUAGUUUUAAAUUCUAAAGUACGUGUUUGACACCUUCUGUUAUUACUCCAUAUUACAAAACAAGUACACAGUAAAGUGUGUACUGCUUUGUAAUACGGAGUAAUAAGUACUACUGAUGUGUUUUUUUUUGUUCUCUGCUGCCAAAAAUCAAACCUGUGGCAUCAGGACACGACGCCUGCUGCUGUUUGUUUACAGCGAGUCGCGGUAAACAACACCGCAACAUGGAGGAUACUUCGUACACAUUCGGCUGUCCACGUACUUUCGACCAUAUUAGGGAAGUUUAGGAUCAGGUUACAUGAGAGUACUAAGCAGUAUGCAGUUGGAGUAGUAGUACACGGUACUGCUUGACUUGACCAGUCAUAGGAAAACUCGCCGUGCUGCAGCAGUACUGCGAGACUCCGGCGUCGGGCUCGACUCCACCAGGCGACUCUGCGUGUCUGUAGCUGCUGAUUCGCAGGAUUACUGCAAUAUUACUGAUACUCUGCGUACUUUGAGUUUCAGUGAACAAAAGAAAGUCCUCCGAAGUUAAAUAUCCCACCAGGUGGGCGCAAACGACCGGCUGGUGAAGCGUGGAGAGCAAGUAAAGUUAAAAGAACCUCGUUUCUGAAGCAACAACAAGUAAAUAAAUAAAAUUUGCAGCCAAGAUUUAAUCAGAUACUCGGACAAGACAAGAAACAGAGUUCAUUAAUGAACAAGUGCAAAAUCUAAUCCAGCAUGUGCCAAAGCUCAUGUGAAAUCACUCAAUAUAACGGGAGUGUGUUUUUCACGUGUAACAACUGGGGAAGGUUAACUUGCAUUUAUGUUUGUACGUUAACUUAUUAGUUGAUUAAAAAUAUAAAUAAUCCAUCAGAUUUAAGUGCAGGAAGGCCACUAGAUUUUAUUCAGAUCUCCAAGUCUUUGUCGCGACUUGGAGAUCUGAAUAAAAUCUAGUCUUAAAUGAGCAAAAAUCUGAAUGUAGUCUGGUGCGGUAAAAGAACGCCAGCUUUCAGCUCUUGGCAGUUUGUGAUGCUCCGUGCUGCAGACUAAUGUCUGAUUUCACCCAGAAAGGGUUUCAGAUUUGAUUCUCAGCUCGUGUCAAGAGGUCGUCGAGUGUCACCCGGCAGCCAUUUUGUCGUAAAAUGAAACAAGCGUCUGCUGCAGAAACGUCUGGUGGAGUGAAGCCUGAAUCUGAGUUCACGCACACACUUUCCUCCGUCCACACACACACACACACACACACACACACUCCAGCUGUAACAGUUAUUAUGUCAUCGUCUUCAUCACUCCCCCCCCCCACACACACACACACGAUCGUCAUCUUUUCUUCACGUUUCAGGAAACAUUUAUGCUUUUGCUUUUUUAAUAAACAGCUUGUUAGCAUCGUUAGCAUCGUUAGCGCUCCCCAUUGUAAACGAAUGGGACCCCGGCUAGCAGGUGAGAGGGUGAUAUUUGAGUCACUACAGCAGGUGGAGGAGGUGCAGGUGUGUUAGCUCGUUCAGGAGAGUCAUUAUUCCCCCCUGCAACGCUUAACCAGCACACUGGGAUUUUGUUUUUCUUUUAUUUUGAAGGGAUGUUGAAACGAACCAAAUGCACUGCUGAUUAUAGUUUAACCCCUCUGCUUCUCUCUCUCACAUUUAUCCCGUGUGCCAAAAUGGGUCGGACGUUCUCAUGUUUUUAUUGUUUUUCUUGUCCGGCGAGCGGCUGAAUGAACUCUGUGAGCGGGAGAGGAAGAAACAAAACGCCUCCUGGUUUUGAGAAUAAAGAGAUGUAAUCGGCUGCAGGUUGUGUUUUUGGCGCUUCUGAGACAAAGAAACUGACUUAUUUAUUUUCAUAGGGGAUCGGGGUUCUUCAUUAUUUUGCUUCAUUCAAUAAAGAGUCCUGAACUGAA